GCGGCUGUGCGUCUGCUGCUGGCGGCCGGAGGGAGGAGAGCCCUUCUCGGCAGGCUCUAGCAGGCUGUGGCUCAGAGGGCACGCCUCUCCCGCUGUCCCCGGACCCCGCUUCUUCUUGGCCAUCCCCUCUCAUCGCCGGCCCCCCCAUACACACCAUGGCAGCUGUCUCGGACCUCUCCUUUAUGUACCGCUGGUUCAAGAACUGCAAUCUGGUCCGCAACCUCUCAGACAAGUACGUCUUCAUCACAGGCUGUGACUCGGGCUUCGGGAACCUCCUGGCCAGGCAGCUGGUUGAUCGGGGCAUGCGGGUGCUGGCUGCUUGCUUCACUGAGGAAGGGGCCCAGAAGCUUCAGCAAGACACCUCCUAUCGGCUGCAGACCACCCUACUGGAUGUCACCAAGACGGAGAGCAUCAAAGCGGCAGCCCAGUGGGUGAGGGACCAAGUGGGUGAACAAGGCCUCUGGGCCCUGGUGAACAACGCUGGUGUGGGCCUGCCCAGUGGUCCCAAUGAAUGGCUGACCAAGGAGGACUUUGUGAAGGUGAUCAACGUGAACCUGGUGGGACUGAUUGAAGUGACCCUCCACAUGCUGCCCAUGGUCAAGAAAGCCCGGGGCAGGGUUGUCAACAUGUCCAGCUGUGGGGGCCGUGUUGCUGUCAUUGGUGGAGGCUACUGCGUCUCCAAGUUUGGUGUUGAGGCUUUCUCUGACAGCAUCAGGCGUGAGCUCCGCUAUUUCGGGGUGAAAGUCAGCAUCAUCGAGCCGGGCAACUACCGGACAGCCAUUCUGGGCAAGGAGGGCCUGGAGAAGCGCAUGCGCAGGCUGUGGGAGCGCCUGCCUCCCGAGACCCGCGAGAGCUACGGAGAGGAGUACUUCCGGCUCUAUACUGACAACUUAAAGAGCACAAUGCAGCUGGCAGAACCAAGGAUCAGCGAAGUCACCAACAGCAUGGAGCACGCCAUUGUUUCCCGGAGCCCUCGCAUCCGUUACAACCCUGGCCUGGAUGCCAAACUCCUGUAUCUCCCGUUGGCUAAGUUUCCCACCCCUGUGACAGAUUUCAUCCUGAGCCGGUACCUUCCAAGGCCAGCAGACAGCGUCUGAGCAGGGGAACCUCAGGGGGUGAUCAGUGGAGUGUAGGGGAGGGGGGUGAGAGAAGCCACCAUCAGGUCACAAGAAGAGGGGUCAGAUGUUCUGGGGGCACUUUGCUUAGCUGACACCCUGCCCGCUGCUGGCAAAUUUAUGGGUCACUUCUAACAGAAGAUGCACGCCUCUUCUCACUCACUGGGGCCACAGAAACUUGAGGUGGCCGUUGCAGGUUCAAAGAGCUAAUAUAAAGCACGAGGACUCUCUGGUGGUUAAAACUGCACUUUCAGUGCAGGGGGUGCAGGUGGGAUCCCUGGUCAGGGAGCUAGCAUCCCACAUGCCACACAAUGUGGCCAAAAAGUAAAAUUUUUUAAAAAAUUACUUAAAGGCCUAUAGCAUGGCUCCGAGAACAUCUAUUUCCCAGCCAGGAUGUGCCUUUUCCUGACCCAGAAGAGUCAGGGAAAGGAACGCUAGCUCCUGCUGAGCCGUCAGCCUCCCUCAGCCAUCACCACCACUGGGGAACUGUGGGAUCCUGUAGCCCACAGGAAAGCCCAACCGCUUUCCUCUUGUGUCUCUAAAUAGGCAUUAGCCUUAUUCACACAGCCUUUACUUAAAGUAUGUAUGAGGACAGACACGGAGUGCAAGAUUAUAUCACAUAAAAUUUAUCAUAGUAUUUUCUCUCUCUUUUAUGGAUUUCUGUAUCCAUAGGUGAUUGGGACUCAAAUAAAAUAACAUUUAUUUAUUUAAUUACCAUGGAUUAAUUCUUCAACUAUUUACUGAGGGCCUACUACAGACUAACACUGUGUAGGAGCUGAAAGGAUUCAGUUCAGUUCAGUUCAGUUCAGUCGCUCAGUCGUGUCCGACUCUUUGCAACCCCAUGAACUACAGCCCACCAGGCCUGCCUGUCCAUCACCAGCCUCCCUGUCCAUCACCAAGGAAGGAUACAAUAUGAUUAAAUCAUGAUAUUGGUUUUUCACUCUUUA
This is a messenger RNA of Cervus elaphus (red deer), 2062 nucleotides long. RefSeq names its product short chain dehydrogenase/reductase family 9C member 7 (gene SDR9C7). The coding region runs from base 156 to 1097 and encodes 313 amino acids. The record is from RefSeq and is a predicted model, not a curated record. NCBI's taxonomy places the organism in Eukaryota, Metazoa, Chordata, Mammalia, Artiodactyla, Cervidae. Gene Ontology annotation, molecular function: oxidoreductase activity. The transcript is spliced from 4 exons.